Salvia miltiorrhiza (redroot sage) is the source of this 2623-nucleotide messenger RNA. RefSeq lists its product as uncharacterized. The transcript has a single exon. NCBI's taxonomy places the organism in Eukaryota, Viridiplantae, Streptophyta, Magnoliopsida, Lamiales, Lamiaceae. The coding region runs from base 223 to 2466 and encodes 747 amino acids. The record is from RefSeq and is a predicted model, not a curated record.
AUACAUACAAGAGAUAAUAUUAGGAUAAACAUUUGAGAUGAAUGGAGUAGGAUAAAAACAGUCACCAUCAAUGCAACCAACUCUGGUUCAUCUGAAUACAAUAUUGAAGUUUCAACGUUCAACACACCCACUUAUUUCCAAACAACUUGUUCAACAUUGAACACAAAUUUGAGCAAAUAAUCAAUCUGGAGACUAGACCAGGACAGAACACAAUCCUCCAACAUGGGCAAGAUCGGCUGCACGAGCAACGGAAUACUGGAUGAUUCGAGAUUCAACGAGCCGAUGCCGUGGAUCGGCCUCUACGUCGUCGCAGCAUCCGCAGCUUGCGCCAUAGCUAUGGCCUUAGACGCCUUCCACAGCUUCCGCUACAGGAAGUUCUGGUUCCCUUGCAGAUUCUUCGCUCUCAACGCAACAACUCUCACCCUCAUAGGCGUGGCGGUCAAGCUCGCGGUCGAUCUCAACACGUCGAUGCCCCAGGCGCAGGAUCAGCUGGCGAAGCUCAGCAGCACAGCCUUCAUCUGCACGGCAAUAGGAAACUCUAUGCCUUCAUUAGGAGCCAUGGAAACUAAUGAGCUCAUGAUGAAUGUGGUGGCUCUUGGGAUUCUUGUUGUCACCGUGAUCGUGAACGUCUGCAUCCAAUUAGGCACCGGGGUCAUCUACGUGUUCUGGUAUGAGCACGCUGUCGUGAUGUUUCUGAUGGUUGUGUUGUUUGCAAUCUUGAUUUCCUCAUCGAUUGCGAUUCCUGCAACCAAGAGUGUAUUGGAUAUGAAGUACGACAAGAAAUAUUUAGUGGCAAAGAAGGAGUGCGAAGCAAGUUGCAAUGCAUCGAUAUCUCGGAAAAUGAGAGACGAUCUGGCUAGGCAUUGGAUGAUGGCACAUACCUGCAACCCACAGUUCGUGAUGGGGCGUUUAGCAACUUGCACGGCGUCGGGUGCAUUCUGCCUCCUCAGCGCGGUUGCUCUGGCGGAGGCCAUACUUCGUAGCUACCUGAUGCCGCAGUGCUUCAGAUUCUGUGAAGGGGAAUCAGACUACAAGUGGUCGACUACAUUGAUACUGGCAACUCAGGCAGCGGCAGUCGUGGGAGGAACAGUUGCCCCUGCAACAAGAUGGUUCAUAGCGAUUAAAUUUAGGUGCCCGAAGACAGUGAAAGAAUGCAGCAACAAGGGGUUAUUAUCAGUAGAAGAUUACUGGGUUCAUAAGCUCUACCAACUGAGAGCGUGUCCUCUCGAUUUGACAAUAUGCGGCCGACGCAGUAGAAAACUCGUGCACACCACAAAGGACAAGGCAUUAGAUUUAUGCAUCUUCAUCCAGAAAGCAAUGGUAGUCUUGAGCAAGAUAGUCAGGCGGAUAUCAAUCAUCUUUGUCAGCUGGUUAAUGACAAUAUAUAGUUGCUGCAAGAACCUUGUCGCGUUGGUUAAAUGCCACAAUGCAAUUGUGAACUCUGAUACAGAUUCGGACUCGAGAGGCAAUUGCAAACUGGAUCUGAGCAGUUAUGUCCUGCACCUUGAAGGAGAGGAAGAACUGGUACAUGUGAUGAUGAAAAAUGACAGGGACGCCAUUGGACAUUGGAUUAGAAUGGGGAGACGAAAGCAGCCACAACACCUCACAAAGCUACUUGAGAAGCUCAAUCCUUCAACACGAUUUGAGGGGGUACAGAAAUUCGACAGCUACCAGGUUCCUUCUUUGGACUCUGAAGAACCUCCCAACAGCUGGGCUCUUCCUCUGGUGACGCUAACGAGCAUUGCAAUCGCAACCAGUAACACGGACUUCCAAUCCCUAAAAGGACUGAUGAAAUCUGUGCACGAAGGCAUCAAAUAUGUUAGAUUUGUAGAGAGCAGCCUUGAAACAGAAAAAGACUUGACAAAUGUCCAGAAAGCAGCAGAGAUUGUGUGGGCGGGGGUCGACCUCCACUACAGGUGGCUCGACGUGGAUCUCCGUCAGUUGGCGCUACAGGAAAAGAGCCCUAGAGAGACAAUUGAAGAGCUUUCCAACAUAGCAAAGAAGAAAUUUCUGGAGUUGAGAAAGAAUGACUUACUUGGUUGUUUAAAGUACAGUCCUUCAAAGUGGCCAGUCAAGGUUUUGGCUGCAAAUUCUAUGUACAGAAUAUGCCAAACCCUUCUGCUCAAAACAGAAAACAGAUCAACUGAGUGCAGUAAGGCAAUGUUGGAGAAUCUGAGCGCCAUGAUCACUGACAUAAUAGGCGCUUGCCUUACUAACUUACAGCAUGCCAUGUCGAUAAAAUGUCAUCAGAGUUCCAUAGAACACAGAGAGGAAAGCGUUCGCUAUGCUAUUCUUCUACUAGGCAAAACAGAAAAGAUAUUGGAAAUUCUUACCUGCUUUUCCUUGAGUUCAGAUCCACACAAAAUGGCGUGCAUUAAUGAAUGGCGUGCAACAGGAAAGGAGGAUCAUCAGCUAUGUUAUGAGUCUUGUACUACUUCUCCUGACCUGUGUCUCAACAUUGACUGAGAAUUAGUGGACAAGUAUAUGUAUAGAGGCUUUUGUUUUGGCAUAUAGAUCAAUAUUUAUAGUUACACAUGUAUGCAAAUAUAUAAACAUACUGUUUAGCUUUGUGGAUGUAAAGCAAUCUUAGAACACAAAUCUAAAGGGAAUAUUCAACGAGACA